Paralichthys olivaceus (Japanese flounder) is the source of this 1179-nucleotide messenger RNA. The record is from RefSeq and is a predicted model, not a curated record. Lineage: Eukaryota; Metazoa; Chordata; Actinopteri; Pleuronectiformes; Paralichthyidae.
GCAGGUAGAGGUCGCUGUCUUUAUCAUGAAGUUUGAGUCUUUGCAGCUGCAGGUAGAGGUCGCUGUCUUUAUCAUGAACUUUGAGUCUUUGCAGGUAGAGGUCGCUGUUUCCACGGUUUCAUUCCGCGGACACGAGAGAACAAAGGGAGCGCGUCCACAUGUGCCUGUACACGACCCCGCCGCAGCUCGCACUCUCAUUGGUUAACUCGCUGGAACCAUCCAGCCUAUCGCGGUUGCCGACACUAGGCGGCGCUAACGUCGGCUCCUGUGAUUGGCCCAGACGUUUGGCGCCUCCGCAGCAGCCGCGGUGACGGACGCGGAGCGGUUUGAACAUCAGCAGCGCGGAGGCGGAAGCAGCGGAACCGUUUUUAAACGUCACUGUCCGGGUGAACCGAGCCGAGAUUCUGCUCCAGGAACGCGGCGUAUUCAGCGCUGGACUCGGGCCCGAAGCGGCGGCACGGCGGCGUCUUCUGUAGCCGUCUCUGGGCGCGGUGAAGCCGGCUUCGCGCAAAGUGAGUCGCUCCCUCCUCCCGUUGCUAACUGCUAACUAGCCACCGAGCUAACGUAGCAGCUAAUCCCGGACACAAAGGACGACUCCCCCCGUGUUUGGCCUGUCGCUCCCCGGCAGCCCCGUUGAAUGAGGACUGGUUCUCCGGUGCAGUUCGAUCAUGGUGCUCACAGGGAAGCGCUCGGAGAAAGGCCCCGCUUGCUGGAAGAGGAGGGUCAAGUCCGAGUACAUGAGGCUGCGGCAGCUCAAACGCUUCAGACGAGCCGACGAGGUCAAGAGCAUGUUCAGCACCAAUCGUCAGAAAAUCCUGAAGCGAACUGACAUUUUGAACCAGGAGUGGAAGACCAGGCGAAUCCAGCCUGUUCACAUCAUGACGUCCGUCAGCUCUCUGAGAGGCACCCGAGAGUGUACGGUGGACAGCGGCUUCUCAGAGUUCCCUCGCCAGGUCAUCCCCCUGAAGACGCUCAACGCUGUGGCCUCGGUGCCGGUCAUGUACUCCUGGUCACCGCUGCAGCAGAACUUCAUGGUGGAGGAUGAGACGGUGCUGCACAACAUCCCGUACAUGGGAGACGAGAUCCUGGACCAGGAUGGUACUUUCAUAGAAGAGCUCAUCAAGAACUAUGACGGCAAAGUCCACGGAGACAGAGAGUGCGGCUUCAUCAACGACGAGA